Molecule: messenger RNA, 7428 nt
Organism: Closterium sp. Naga37s-1
Lineage: Eukaryota; Viridiplantae; Streptophyta; Zygnematophyceae; Desmidiales; Closteriaceae
Source: the annotation of a GenBank genome assembly
AUGAGUUUACCACCAGAUAUAACACUGAACGUGGCACCGGAUGUAGCACUGAGCUUAGCAUCGGAUGUAGCAUUGACUGGUGCACCGAAUCUGGUGGGUGGCCUGCUGGUGGGUGCGGCUUUGGCUCUUGCAGGCUUUUUAAUAGGCUCCUCUGUUCGUGGUGGUGGCUCCCUUGGUGCUGCUGCUGGUGCUGGUGCUGACGAUGGUGAUGGUGCUACUGCUGCUGCCUCUGCGUCUGGCUUUGGUCCGUGGGGAUCAGGUGGUUCAGCGCAAGAGGGGGAGUGGGAAACAGAAGCUGGAGGACGGGAGAACAGUGAUUCGGAAACAGAAUCAGAUCAAGUAUCGACAAAGGAACGUGGCGUGGAGUUUUUCUUGCUGCCCGAGUUCGACGAAAGUGGCCUCCAGAAAUAUUUCCUGGCUCGGUGCCCGUCUCUUUCCCCUGCUGCUACACCGAGCAUGCUCUUCCAAAAACCGCCUGACAAUGCUCCUGCUGAGAGUGAUGGAAAUGAUGGGACUGAAGUAGGGCCUGGCAAGGCUAGGAUUGGGAUUGAAGAUACCAAGGUUGGGAUUGGGAUUAAAAAUAGUAAGGUGCAAAGACUAGGAUUCCAACAGCGGAUACCAUUGCUGGAGUUCCAGUCAUCUCCCCCACUGGAGGGUUCUGUCGUACAUAGGGAGGUAACCAAUGGGAGGGAGAUCCCUGGUCGGCAAGUGGGCGGCGCAGCAAUCCAGAGACGGAUUUCGGGGCGGCAGCAGCUGGAUGGAGCUGCAAGCCAGAGGCGGUUGUUUGGGCGGCACUGCAUCUCCACGCCAGAUGGCGGGACUUUAUCUCUGGAUUUCCUCAAGGAUUGUCCCUUGGGAGUGCCGCAGCCCUUGGGCUUGUCGCAGCAGCAGCAGCAGCAGCAGCAGCAGCAGCAGCAGCAGCAGCAGCAGCGGUUGGGCCUGCUAGAGCAGCUGCGAGCAGGUGCGGGCAUGGUGGUGCUGGUGGUGGCAGGCACGGCAGCAGGCAGCGCGGAUCCCUUCAUUCAGCGCCUGGCGAGCAGCAUUGCUGGUAGGGGUCAUGCCCCCGUGGUGCUCAACCUGAGGGGCUGCGGUGGCAGCCCCGUUACUUCCCCCCGCCUUUUCCAUCUCCUUCUCGUUCGCUCUCCCUCCUCCCUCCAUGUCGUCACGUUCGCUCCCGGCAGCUUCUUCUCACCAGCUGACAGCGCUGACGUGGCACUGGCAGCCAAUUUCCUCGCAGCUUCCUGCCCCGAUUCCCUCCUAGUGGCCGUGGGAGUAGGCCUGGGGGGGCAUCUGCUGCUGCGGCACUUGGGGGAAGCAGGGAGGGGGGCGAGGUGGAGGAAUGGGGAGACAGGGGAACCAGGGAAUUGGGAGAAACGGGGGCAGACGAGCAGCAGGGGGAAAAGAAGGACUGGGAAGGCAGGAAGGGAGCUGCAUGGCGUGGAAGGGGCUGGUACUGGGAGGAAUGGGGGAACUGGUGGUGGUGGGGUGGUGAAGCAAGGCGGUGGGGUGUUGAAGCAGGUCUCGGGGCAUAGGGGUAUCCAAGCAGCUAUGGUGAUUGACUCGCCCUCCUGCCUGCAUCAACACCACCAUGGCUGCUCCUCCAACCAGCUCUGCUCUGACGAAGAGGAAGAAGUUUCCAGGAAGAUGCCCCUGGACCUGUCAGCAGCACUGGCGGCUUCGUCGGUCAGCCAAUGGGACGACGCCAUGUCACGCCGUGCGCUGGGCUACGGGUCGGUCACGGCGUUCUACGAUGCGUGCUGUGCGUGUGGGGUGAUGGAAGAUAUAUCCGUGCCCACUCUGUGCGUGCAAGUGAGUGAGUGGGGUGAAUGGGGUGUGUUGCGCUUGAGCCAAGGGGGUGUAAUGGCAGGGUCCAGCACUGCUUGCACCAGGGCUGCUCCAUCAUCAUCCUCUCCCUCCCCGGAGCCUUCUAUCUGGCAGCCCUUCCUCACCAACAGCAACCUCUCCCUCUCUUUACUCUCCAACACAAAAGCUUGGUUACCAGCCGUUGAGAGUGCUCUGCUGCAGCGACGACUGAGGGAUUCACCUUCUCAACCUGCUCCUCAGCCUGCCCCGCAACCUGCCCCUCAGCCUGCCCUGCAACUUGCCCCGCAACCUGCCAACCCUGCUGCUCCCACUGUCCAACCUUCCCCUCCGACUGUUGAAGGUGCUGCUCCCACUGUCCAACCUCUCAGCUCACUUAGCCAACCUGACUCAACACCUGCGACUGGUGCUGUCAGUGCUGCUUCAGUUGCCUCUUCAGGUGCUCCUUCAGGUGCUCCUUCAGGCGCUCCUUCAGGUUAUGAGGCAUCAGGUGUUUCUCUGCCAUCACCAGCAGAGCCGCACAAGGGUUCUGUGAACCCGGGGGCAGCAGCAGCACCACCAGCAGCAGCAGCACCACCAGCAGCGGCACCGUCGGUGGCUCAGUGGGCGGAGGUGGCUCUGAACCUCGUGGAUGCUGCCAUGCCUGGUGCUGUGAGCGCAGGGGAGAGGACGCAGCAGGAGCAGUGGGAGCAGCUCCCCCCUCUCCCCCACCCCACCACCACCAGCAGCGGCACCGUCGGUGGCUCAGUGGGCGGAGGUGGCUCUGAACCUCGUGGAUGCUGCCAUGCCUGGUGCUGUGAGCGCAGGGGAGAGGACGCAGGUGACAGGAGCAGUGGGAGCAGCUCCCCCCUCUCCCCCGCCCCACCACCACCAGCAGCGGCACCGUCGGUGGCUCAGUGGGCGGAGGUGGCUCUGAACCUCGUGGAUGCUGCCAUGCCUGGUGCUGUGAGCGCAGGGGAGAGGACGCAGCAGGAGCAGUGGGAGCAGCUCCCCCCUCUCCCCCGCCCCACCACCACCAGCAGCGGCACCGUCGGUGGCUCAGUGGGCGGAGGUGGCUCUGAACCUCGUGGAUGCUGCCAUGCCUGGUGCUGUGAGUGCAGGGGAGAGGACGCAGGUGACAGGAGCAGUGGGAGCAGCUCCCCCCUCUCCCCCGCCCCACCACCACCAGCAGCAGCACCGUCGGUGGCUCAGUGGGCGGAGGUGGCUCUGAACCUCGUGGAUGCUGCCAUGCCUGGUGCUGUGAGCGCAGGGGAGAGGACGCAGCAGGAGCAGUGGGAGCAGCUCCCCCCUCUCCCCCGCCCCACCACCACCAGCAGCGGCACCGUCGGUGGCUCAGUGGGCGGAGGUGGCUCUGAACCUCGUGGAUGCUGCCAUGCCUGGUGCUGUGAGCGCAGGGGAGAGGACGCAGGUGACAGGAGCAGUGGGAGCAGCUCCCCCCUCUCCCCCGCCCCACCACCACCAGCAGCGGCACCGUCAGUGGCUCAGUGGGCGGAGGUGGCUCUGAACCUCGUGGAUGCUGCCAUGCCUGGUGCUGUGAGCGCAGGGGAGAGGACGCAGCUCCUAGCAGCCAUAACGAGGGGGCAGGGCAUAGCCGACGCGGUGCAGCAGGUGGUGCCGCCAGAGCAGCACGCAGCAGUGGCCGCCACUCUCAGGCACUGCAUCCUAGCAGCCAUAACGAGGGGGCAGGGCAUAGCAGACGCAGUGCAGCAGGUGGUGCCGCCAGAGCAGCACGCAGCAGUGGCCGCCACUCUCAGUCACUGCCUCCUAGCAGCCAUAACGAGGGGGCAGAAUAUAGCCGACGCAGUGCAGCAGGUGGUGCCGCCAGAGCAGCACGCAGCAGUGGCCACCACUCUCAGGCAGUGCGCAGAGGCCGCCCAACGCUCAGCAGCACUGGAAAGCACUCUCAAGCACGCGGCUUCCCUGCUUCAUUUCCCUUCCCUUCCCUUCCCUUCCCUUCCCUUCCCUUCCCCCCGCCCUUCCCUGCUUCACUGUGCGUUCCCCUCCCAGCUCCUAGCGGCAAUAACGAGGGGGCAGGGCGUAGCAGACGCGGUGCAGCAGGUGGUGCCGCCAGAGCAGCACGCAGCAGUGGCCACCACUCUCAGGCAGUGCCUCGAGGCCGCCCACCACUCAGCUGCAGUGGAAAGCACUCUCAAGCACGCGGCUUCCCUGCUUCCCCAGACACCAGUGCAGGCGCUAUCUGGGGUAGAUGACAGCUCACAGGUGGCUGUUGCGAGUGUGUUCGAUGCUGUGGGUGGGAUUUUGGCGGAGCUAAAACAGGAGAAGGAAAAACGCGAGGAGGAGGAGGAAGAGAGGAAGGAGGAAGAGUUGAGGGAGGAGGACGAGAAGAGGGAACAGAAGGAGGAGGAAGGUAACGAGAAGGGAGACAGGAAAAAGACAGGGGAAGUGAAGGACAGAGCAAGGGAUGAGGAGAGGGAGGUAUGGCAUGAGGCGGAGGGAAGGGGAUGGGACCAGAAGCCCUCAAAGCACGAGGCUCAGAGUAGAGAAAAAACAGGCGAGCAAAAGGAGGAGGAAAGGGAGGAGGAAAGGGAGGAGGAAAGAGAGGAGGAUGGGUGGUCCUACUCAGCAGGCUCUCCCGUGGGUAAGAUGGUGGGAUCUGCUACAGCCAUGGCUGCUACAGCCCUCGCAAUGAAUGCCACAAGCACAGGGACUCCAGCCCUGGCAAUGAGUGCUACAGGCACGGGGACCACAGCCAUGACUGCUACAGCCCUGGCAAUGAAUGGUACAGGCGGAUCUGGUGGGACUGCUGCAGAGGCUGCUGCUGGUGGAACAUCAGGGGAAGCAGCAGAGGAACAGCAACCAAAGCGAGAAGCAGGGGGAGGAGGAGGAGGAGGAGGAGCAGAGGGAAGUGGAGAGGGAGGAGUAAAAGGACGGAUAGAUUUACUUGAAGAGGUGGGUCGAGCUGAAGAGGUGGGUCGAGCAGAAGAGGUGGGUCGAGCUGAAGAGGUGGGUCGAGCUGAAGAGGUGGGUCGAGCAGAAGAGGUGGGUCGAGCUGAAGAGGUGGGUCGAGCUGAAGAGAUGAUACAGCAGUGGGGGUCGCAGGGGCGCAUGCUGAGGGUGGUGGGGAAGGCGGCUCUCUUUGCAGAGGGGGUGUACGGCGCUGUGGGGCUGUGCGAGCAGCUCAUUGCACUCACUGACAUCCACAAGCGGGCGCUCACGACCAGGUGGGUGCGCACUACCAGGCUCCUCUUCUCGCUCCUCCUCCUCAUCCUUCUCUGGUCGCCCAUCCUCAUCCCCCUCCUCCCCUCCCUCAUCACCACACUCACCUCCGCAUCAACCUAUCCCGCGGCGCCACCUGUCGUCACCACAGCCCUGCUAGCUGUGGGUCUGUACAUAGCCCUGCUGCUGCUGGUGCGCAUCUGGGGCAGGAGGGCUGCUGCUGGCCGUGGGUCUGUACAUAGCCCUGCUGCUGCUGGUGCGCAUCUGGGGCAGGAGGGUGAGGAGAUUCGAGCACCCAAUCGAGCAGUACGGGUUGAGACUGUUCGAAUCAACACAGGAGCCCUGCUGCUGCUAGUGCGCAUCUGGGGCAGGAGGGUGAGGAGAUUUGAGCACCCGAUUGAGCAGUACGGGUUGAGACUGUUCGAGUCAACACAGGAGGUGAGUCGUGCAAGCUGUCACCACAGCACUCUUGGCUGUGGGUCUGUGCAUGGCCCUGCUGCUGCUAGUGCGCAUCUGGGGCAGGAGGCCCUGCUGCUGCUAGUGCGCAUCUGGGGCAGGAGGGUGAGGAGAUUUGAGCACCCGAUUGAGCAGUACGGGUUGAGACUGUUCGAGUCAACACAGGAGGUGAGUCGUGCAAGCUGUCACCACAGCACUCUUGGCUGUGGGUCUGUGCAUAGCCCUGCUGCUGCUAGUGCGCAUCUGGGGCAGGAGGCCCUGCUGCUGCUAGUGCGCAUCUGGGGCAGGAGGGUGAGGAGAUUUGAGCACCCGAUUGAGCAGUACGGGUUGAGACUGUUCGAGUCAACACAGGAGGUGAGUCGUGCAAGCUGUCACCACAGCACUCUUGGCUGUGGGUCUGUGCAUAGCCCUGCUGCUGCUAGUGCGCAUCUGGGGCAGGAGGGGUCUGCUGCUGGGGUCAUCCCUGCUGCUGCUAUUACUACACGCCAUUCAGCUCCAUCCCCUCUUCCCCCUCUUUUCCUCCCUCUACCCUUCACACCAUCAGGUGGCAUGGUUGGCACAGGGUCUGCUGCUGGGGUCAUCCCUGCUGCUGCUAUUACUACACGCCAUUCAACUGCAUCUGCAUUCCCCCUCUUCCCCAUCCUUUCCCCUCUACUCCCAUCACAACCAGCUGGCAUGGUUGGCACAGGGUCUACUGUUAGGCUCAUCGCUGCUGCUACUGCUGCACGCCAUACAGCUCCAUCUGCGCCUCACCUCCCUCAACCUCCCUCACUCACGCAUGCUGCACCUUUCCCCUCUCCCCCAUCCCUCCUCUUUGUCCCUCUCUACCCCAAUCACUACCAGCUUGGAUGGUUGGCACAGGGUCUACUGCUGGGCUCAUCCCUGCUGCUGCUGCUACACGCCAUACAACUGCAUCUGCAUUCCCCCACAUCCCCAUCCUUCCCUCCCUAUACCCCCAUCACCACCAGCUGGCAUGCCUUCCAUCUCCGAACUCUCGCCCUCGUCUCCUCACACCUUUCCUCUGCCUUCGACUCCCUUCAGCUUCUCCUGCACCAAGCCACCUCCUCCCUGCCGCAAUGGCUGCCCCUACAUUUCCCUCCUCUCUCACCCCUCUCAAUUACCCAACCCUUACAAGCCCCAAUCCUCGCUUCUUCCGGUGCUGCCGCUGCUGCUGCUGCUGCUGCGACUGCUGCAGCUGCCACCCCCACGGUCAUCACACCUACCCUCCUCUCCCUCCUCCCCUCCCUCCUCCCAUCCCUCCUCUCUGCCGUUCUCUCUCUUCUCGUAUCCACCACUCGCGUUCUGCUGCUUGUACUGGAGUCGCUACUAAUGGGUACGGCUGUAGCAGUGGUGGAAGAACUGGUCUUCCGAGGCUGGCUGUUUGAAGAGGUUCGGCAGGAUCGGGGCUUGGCGUUUGCUUCGGGAGUCACUGCACUUGUGUUUGCUCUCGUGCACUGCACCACUCGCACCCAUCCCACCUCUCUCCUGUCUUCCAUACACAUCAUUUCCCCUCCCUGCUACAGCACAUGUCCCACCUCUUCCACCUCCCUCCUGCCUCCCUACACUCCCCCCUCCCCCUCCUCUUCUCCCUCCCCCAACCUCCCCUCCUUUCCAGGUCUAUCCCAGCCAUGUCCGGUCUCUUCCUCCUCUCCCUCGUCCUCUCCUUCCUCCGCCAUCGCUGCAGCACCAGCCUCUCCCUCCCCAUCGGCCUCCUGUCUCUCAUACACACCCUUCCCCUCCCUCUCCCCCCCUAUUGCAGGUCUAUCCCAGCCAUGCCAGGACUCUUCCUCCUCUCCCUCGUCCUCUCCUCCCUCCGCCAUCGCUGCAGCACCAGCCUCUCCCUCCCCAUUGGCCUCCACACCAGCCUCGUCGCCGCAAAUCAAAUCAUAUCUUUCUCCGGAAUCAUAUCUUACCGCCCGGGAGCCCCUGUGUGGCUCACAGGCGUGCAUAAGGGUAAUCCUCUGGCUGGGGUGA